Messenger RNA from Ylistrum balloti, 2697 nucleotides. RefSeq names its product glycine receptor subunit alpha-2-like. NCBI's taxonomy places the organism in Eukaryota, Metazoa, Mollusca, Bivalvia, Pectinida, Pectinidae. Gene Ontology annotation, cellular component: synapse; membrane; neuron projection. Gene Ontology annotation, biological process: chloride transmembrane transport; signal transduction; nervous system process. The transcript has 8 exons. Gene Ontology annotation, molecular function: transmembrane signaling receptor activity; chloride channel activity; extracellular ligand-gated monoatomic ion channel activity. Bases 125 to 1285 code for a protein of 386 amino acids. The record is from RefSeq and is a predicted model, not a curated record.
UGGCAUGAGAUCGUUUUCUCUUGUGGUCGCACACGUGUUGCAGCAUCUGACGACAAAGCGUUCCUGAGCUGGCCAACACAAGCUUAUCUACACGUGGUAACUGUGAUAGACUAUUUGCUUCGCUAUGUACUGGGUGAUACUGUUAUACGGAGUUUUCUCUCAGCACGUGCUUUACACACGAGCACAAACAAGAGCUGAAUUUGUCGGUGCUCUAAUAGUUGAUUAUGACAACCGGAUCCCUCCAAACUUUGAAAAAAACAAUUACACCGAAGUAGAAGUCAGUGUGUUCAUUAACAGCAUCGACUCCAUCAGCGAAAAAACCAUGGACUAUACGAUGAACAUGUUCAUUCAACAAGAGUGGUACGACCCUCGCCUCCAAUUUUUCGGCCUGAUCGAUUCAAGCUACCUUGAACUUGACUCGAAGCUGAUCAACGAUGUUUGGGUUCCCGAUCUCUACUUCACCAACGAAAAGAAAGCUUCCUUCCAUGAAGUCACAAUGCCCAACCGAAUGAUGCACCUCUACGAGGACGGUCGUAUUGUUUAUCGGUUACGAAUAUCUGUCACAGCGUCCUGUCCUAUGAAUCUCCACCGCUAUCCGUUUGACUCCCAGGUGUGCUCGCUGUAUCUCCAGAGCUUCGCCUACACGCGGAAUCGGCUACGCUUUAAGUGGAAAGGUAAUAACCCGGUAAGGACAAACGCACAUCUGGAACUGCCGCAAUUCGACCUGGACAACCACGAGGUGUUGGACUGUACAGGGUAUGGGACGGACGAUCUGGCAGGAAACUUCACGUGCAUCCAGCUGAAACUGCAUCUGACCCGAAGCCUUGGGUUCUAUAUGAUUCAAGUAUACAUCCCUACCAUCUUGAUAGUUCUGCUGUCAUGGGUAUCGUUCUGGCUGAGUAUUGACGCUGUACCGGCUCGAAUUUCUCUGGGUAUUCUUACAGUGCUUACUGUCACUACACAAAGGACAAACUCGGUUUCGUCGAUGCCCCCUGUAUCCUACGUUAAGGCAUUGGAUGUGUGGAUGGCCAUGUGUCUGCUCUUUGUAUUCGCUGCACUGUUGGAGUAUCCGGUCGUAUACGUCAUGGAAAGACGAGACGUUAAGUUACUACAAUCGAAAGUCGCAGCUGAAGAGGAAAAAGCAUUAAAUUCGGAAAAGAAGCCGUGUGUAAGAGAACGCAUAGGACAAAACCGAGCACAGCGGAUUGACAACAUCUCUAAGAUAGUGUUUCCACUUGUAUUUUCGUCGUUCCUGGCACUCUACUGGGUAGCAUACACGUUAUAAUGAUUUUUAUAGAAUAAGUAGGACUCUGAUGUGUGGACAAUAUCGCAUGCCAGGAAGACAUGUCUAUAUAAUGUCUCGUCCUUAUAUGCUUGAUGAUAAUUGCAGUCUCCCGUAUCACAGAAACAUAAACUAUUAUCGAUGAGAGAGAGAACAGGAACGACAUUUGCGGGUCUUAUGUAUGUACUUACCCGCGUGCUUGGGGAUAACUGAUUUUAUGUUACGAGAUUCCUUACUAACAGUAGGGAAUGAGUAAUGACAUUUAAUCCUUUCGAGAUUUUUUGCCAUUUUCGAAAGGAAUGCAAAUCCCGCUAAUGGUCUCUAGUGUGCAACAUGUAUAAGACAAUUGUCUUCCUUUAAUUUAAGCCUAAAUCAAACAAGGUUAUAAAGCCAUCUAUUCAAUUUCUCCAAGGAUCUCAUAUAAAGGAGUCUUAACGAUUCAAUUAGAUUAAGAAAUAGGAUUUGAUACGAUUUUUGGUAAUAUUCUAACUAAGAUAUCAAUUUUUGUCCCAUUCUGGUGAAAACAACUUUUUGUCUGUCAAAAGUAGGCUUAUUUUUCGAUAGAUUGAGAAUAGCAAGACCGAUGAUUAGAUAAUAUGUACAGAUACCGCUCAUAACUUAAUCAUUAUUCUUCUAAUUGGCAUAUAUACACCACUCAUGUAUUUUAUGAUGAUCAACUUAAACGCAUUUGAAAGGAAACUCCGUUCACUUAUAUAAAUAUAUGAUUGAUUUUUCAUGCAUACGCACACUACAACUGUCCACCAAAGCGUUAUAUCUUCAAAAUAUUGACUGAAGUUAGUCCCGGAUGGGAGUUGCAACGUCGCCAGCUGGUAACUAGUUGAGCUGUCACGACGGAUCUUUUCAAUAAAUUUCUUUUACUAAUUUAACAAUCAGGUGUGUGUAAUUUAAUAACUAUAACCAGUUUGAAAUACUAAAAUAUUAAUUAACACAUAUCAAACUGGAAGAAUACUGGCAAGGGUUGACACCCAAAUAUUGAAACAAAAGGUCAAAAGACAUUGGCCCCUCUUUACGAAAAUAAUGCAAGAAUUAUCAGAACCUAUCAGAAUUGGCACUUUGCUAUUACUUAACAGCAAAAACGCAUUUAUAAGUGCUUUAAGGGAAAACAAAAUAGAAUAAUCAAAUUUAAUUUAUGUAUAUAUAUAAUAAUGUUUAUGUAUCUGUGUUUUAUUUCCAUGUCUUUCAAGCCAUUUGUUUACAUAGUAACAUCACCUGUCUGGGUUUCUGAUUAACUUGAAUAUUGUUAUCUCUAAUUAAUAUAUGAAUAAUGAAUGUUUGAAAUUUAUGGUACAUGUCAAGUACGUUGUAUUUAACUCAACGGAUUUUUUUUAAACAGUUUUUAAUCGAGUAUAUAAACUUCACCUUUGAUAAUAAAACUGCUGAUAAAAAAUCCAUAA